Messenger RNA from Ilex paraguariensis (yerba mate), 1731 nucleotides. The record is from the annotation of a GenBank genome assembly. Lineage: Eukaryota; Viridiplantae; Streptophyta; Magnoliopsida; Aquifoliales; Aquifoliaceae.
UCCAAACUAAGAUGCAUUCUGCAAGGCUCCCUCUAUACGCCCCCACACCUUCAAUCAAAACCACAAAUCCAAGCCCAAGGCUAUCAAGUUUUCACACAACAAGUGCACGGAAGUCCCAUGAUAAUUCUCUUGUAUGCAAAGCUUCUAAUUCUUCAUCAUCUUCUCCAAUCACAGACUUUGAUCUCUAUGAUCUUCUAGGCGUUGAUAGCUCAUCUGACCAAUCACAAAUAAAAGUGGCAUACCGAGGAUUGCAGAAGCGGUGCCACCCUGAUAUAGCUGGCCCGCCCGGCCACGACAUGGCCAUCAUACUAAAUGAAGCAUACGCUCUUCUCUCUGAUCCAACUCUACGUUUGGCAUAUGAUAAGGAGCAAGCAAAGAUUGAAGAGUUACGGGGUUAUACAAGCAAACCUAUGUAUUCAGUAUGGUGUGGAUCAGAGAAUGAACAAAGAGCCGUUUUUGUUGAUGAAGUCAAGUGUGUUGGUUGCUUAAAAUGUGCCUUAUUUGCAGAAAAGACAUUUGCUGUUGAAUCCAUUUAUGGAAGAGCAAGGGUUGUUGCUCAAUGGGCUGAUACUGAAGACAAAAUCGAAGAGGCCAUAGAAGCAUGUCCAGUUGAUUGCAUCUCCAUUGUGGAGAGGUCCAACUUGGCAGCCUUGGAAUUCUUAAUGUCCAAGCAGCCACGUGGCAAUGUCAGAAUUGGUGCGGGCAACACAGUGGGUACUCGUGUCUCAAACAUCUUCGUCGACGUGGAGAAAUUUCAGGCAAGGUUUAAGGAAGCAAAUGAUAAAGUUUCUAAAAACCAUUCCAAGGAAUCAGACAUCCAAAGAGAAGCAAGAAUUUCUGCUAUUCAAGCGGUCAGAUCAAUCUCAAAUUGGUUGUACUGGAAAUCACCCAAUGCAGGAGGAUCUAUGUCACAUAUUCACCAAAAAUUGAUACCAAUAACCCGAAGGUCCACUGAACCAAAUAUCAACAAGCUUCGAGGUGCUGCUGCUGCUAGAAAACAAGCAAGAGAGACUGGAAAGCCUAUUCGCAAAGUCUCAUUGAAUUAUAUUUACAAGGAUGAGUAUUGGACUCCAUCAACUCUUGUCCUUCCAGAGGCAACCAAGAACAGUCCUACCUCUAGAGCAGCAUCUGAGCAAUCUCCUUCUACGGAAUUGAAGAAACUACACAAUAACAAUUUUGUGGAUCAAAAGAAGAGUCGGAGCAACCUCUUUGUACAAGGUGUUCCGCUGGGAGCAGCUAUAGUGGCAGCAGUUAUAGUUCGGUUACAGGUGGGAGAAGGGGUGGCUGGUGGAUUAGAAGAGCAUUUGGGAGGUUCUUUAGUAUUGGACAUUGUUAAUAGCUCCUGGUUACAAGUUAGCCUAGCAGGUGUUACAUGGUAUCUCAUUGGAAUGGCUAUAAUAGAACUACUAGAGAGCCUUAAAAUUAAGUUAGGAAUGUAUAAGAAAUAGGGAGGUCACUUAACACAUUGGUUAAUAUGUAGCUGAUCUGAAAGUACAAAUUGCAAACAUGUAAUUUUAUCAAUGUUAUACUUGCUGUAUAGAGGGCUGCCUUGAACAUGAACCUUUUUUGCCAUUUCCAAUUUCGGAAGGGAUUAAAGUUGGGUUCUACAAAGAAUUGAUCUAGGAUCUUUCUCAAACUAAUAGAUAUUUGUAUUUCAAUAAGAAUUGUAUAUGUUGUUAUCAUCUUUGCAUCUCUAUUGGAUGCCAGAAUUUGUGACGGAAUUCAAGUGCC